GAUAGAGGGACGUGUUCCCUGCGGUGUCUGGCUUGCUCGUGACCGCGUCGUAACCAGAAAACGCGCACGCGAAGUGAGAGAACGCCCCUAGUAAGCCCGUUUGAAUAAAACAAUUUGCGUGUACUAUUCGGUGGAGAAUUUACCGACUCGUGUCCACGAGGACUUGACCGAUUAUUUUGUGCCCCCGCGCAUCCGUACCACGGGGACACAGAGGAGGCAAGGAGCCGAAGGGAGAGGACCAGACGCACACGGAGAGGAAGCCAGAAGGGCCACCGCGCAAGAACUGCGGAGAAAGACGAAAGGAUUAUAUAUUCGAGCGCAACAUGGCCACUGCGAUCGACGACCGGCAGGAGUUGCUGGAGCAAUUUCAGGCUAUCGACGAGAAUGGGGACGGUUUCAUCAACCUCACGGAGCUGCGUAGCGCCCUGGACAUCUGCGGGUUCAAGAUGCCCGGGUACAAGGUGCGCCAGAUGAUCGAGGAGUACGACGACAAGCAACGGUCGGAGCACAAAGGCAGACUGUCGUUCGAGGAGUUCGAGAAGCUGUGCAAGGAGCUGAAAGCGAACGAGCUGGGUUCGACGUUCAAGCAGGUCGUGUCGAAGAAGGAGAACCUCGAGACCUUGGGCGGUAUUUCCGAGGCGUCCAGCGAGGGUACCACACAUUCAGUCAGACUGGAGGAACAGCUCGCUUUCAGCGAUUGGAUCAACACGAAUUUGUCGCAUGAUCCUGACCUGAAACAUCUGCUGCCCAUCGACCCAGAAGGGAAGAGUCUGUACGAGAAGGUCAAGGAUGGAAUCCUCCUCUGUAAAAUAAUCAAUCACUCCUGCCCGGACACGAUCGACGAGAGAACGAUCAACAAGAAGAACCUGACCCUCUACAAGAAACACGAGAACCUGACACUGGCCCUGUCCUCCGCCCAGGCGAUCGGUUGCAACAUAGUAAACAUCGACGCCCACGAUCUCAUCAAAGGAUCCCCCCACCUGGUGUUGGGUCUUCUCUGGCAGAUCAUCAGGAUCGGUCUCUUCAAUCAAAUCACCUUGGAGAACUGUCCAGGCCUGGCCACACUCCUCCAAGACGGCGAGCGUAUCGAGGACCUGCUCAAACUAUCCCCAGAGUCAAUCCUACUCAGAUGGGUGAACCAUCAUCUCGAGAACGCUGGCAUCGCAAGACGGUGCAACAACUUCCAAUCAGACAUCACCGACUCGGAGAUCUACACCUACCUGAUCAAGCAAAUCGCCCCGCACACCUCUGGCGUCACACUGGAGGCGUUAAUGGAGCCAAACCACACUUCACGCGCAGAGAUCAUGCUCCAGCAAGCGGCUAAGUUGGGCUGUCGCAGCUUCGUGACGCCCAGCGAUGUAGUCAACGGCAUCUACAAGCUGAAUCUCGCGUUCGUCGCAAAUAUGUUCAAUAAUUAUCCAGGCCUGGACAAGCCAGAGAGCAACAUCGAGGGUCUAGAGUCCCUAGAGGAGACCAGGGAGGAGAAAACUUAUAGGAAUUGGAUGAACUCGAUGGGCGUGGUGCCUCACGUCAAUUGGCUCUAUUCAGACCUGGCUGAUGGCCUAGUCAUCUUCCAGCUGUACGACAUCAUCAAACCCGGCACUGUCAAUUGGAACCGCGUGCACAAGAAGUUCACCAAACUACGGAAGUUCAUGGAGAAGCUCGAGAACUGCAAUUACGCGGUCGAGCUUGGAAAGACGAUGAACUUCUCGCUGGUCGGUAUCGCCGGACAGGAUUUAAACGACGGGAACGCGACGCUGACGUUGGCCUUGAUCUGGCAGCUGAUGAGAUCGUACACUUUGUCGAUCCUCACGUCGCUCGCGGACACGCAAGGUAGCACUAUGGUCGAGAAGGAGAUCGUGCAAUGGGUGAACUCGAAGUUACACGGGGCGGGGAAGACGAGUAGCAUGAAGGGCUUCCAGGACUCGUCGAUAUCGGACGGGAAGGUGGUGAUCGAUCUGAUCGACGCGAUCAAGCCGGGAUCGGUGAACUAUGACCUUGUCAAGGAAGGAGGCACCGAGGAGGCGAACCUGGACAACGCGAAAUACGCGAUAUCCUUGGCCCGGAAAUGCGGCGCGCGGGUCUACGCGCUGCCUGAGGACAUCACCGAGGUGAAACCGAAGAUGGUGAUGACGGUGUUCGCCUGCCUGAUGGCGAUGGAUUACAUACCGAACAUGGACUCCGUGAAGCAACCGAACAACAUCAAGAACGGCCAAUAAUGUCGCGCCAUUUUGUUAAUCCCGUGGCGCCAUCUAAGCGCGUCAGAACUGUCGACUGAGCCACGGCGUCAGGCCGUGUCUCUUCUACGAACGUAAUGAUUGUAUAUACAUAGGUUAGGGUAGCUUGUUUUCCAAAAUGAAACCCAUACGGGGAGAAACGAGGAAGAAAAGAACGGAACAUUCAACCAUGAAAUGGAGAUCACGGCCGAAACGAAAGCCGUGUUACUUUCCGUCGUUCAUUCGAGGCAUUCUUCGACGAAGCUCGUGACUUUCAUCGUGAUCGUUUUAUUCAUUAUUUCCCGUCUGUUUAAGUUCUUGCAUAGUCCAGGAAGCUAGGGAACCAUGUAGGAUCUUGCUAGCGAGCUUCGAGAACGAAUCAUUUAUCAUUGGGUUGUCGAUUGUAACGGUCGGAAGGAUCGAUCAG
Molecule: messenger RNA, 2643 nt
Organism: Dufourea novaeangliae
Lineage: Eukaryota; Metazoa; Arthropoda; Insecta; Hymenoptera; Halictidae
Gene: Fim
Product: plastin-2
Exons: 4
Coding region: 324-2219 (631 amino acids)
Biological process (GO): actin filament network formation; actin filament bundle assembly
Cellular component (GO): actin filament bundle; cytoplasm; actin filament
Molecular function (GO): calcium ion binding; actin filament binding
Source: RefSeq, a predicted model, not a curated record